Messenger RNA from Serpula lacrymans var. lacrymans S7.9, 861 nucleotides. RefSeq lists its product as uncharacterized. NCBI's taxonomy places the organism in Eukaryota, Fungi, Basidiomycota, Agaricomycetes, Boletales, Serpulaceae. Bases 1 to 861 code for a protein of 286 amino acids. The record is from RefSeq and is a predicted model, not a curated record. The transcript has 3 exons.
AUGGCAGAUCCUCAUAUAGAUACACCUUGGCAGUGUCUUCUCAGCAGUCACAGUGAUUGUGCUUUCAUAACAACAAUGGGGUUUGAUGCUCACUCAUUUGAUGCCAUCCUUUCUGCAGGUUUUGAGAAGAUGUGGUAUGAAAGGCCCAUUGUGCGUUUUGAUACUAUUGGAGGAGGAAAAUCACGACCUGGAGGUUGUUCUUUGGAUGCUGCUGGGGCGCUAGGAUUGGUUCUCCACUAUCUCAAUUCCACCAUGUGUGAGGUUAGCCUGCAACAGAUCUUUGCACUUAUUCCAUCCACUGUCUUGCAAUACAACCACUUUGGGCUUAACAUCUUGUUAGAAACAUUGCGUAACAUGCCAGACACAGCAAUAACAUGGCCCAAGGGUGCCAAAUUUGAGGAGAAUACUUCUUUGUUGACUCAUCUUGUUUUUUCCAAAUGCCUGAUCAUUGCUGCAAACCUGAAUGUCCCUGGGAGUUGGCAUGAUUCUUGGGUUGCUCAACCUAUAUACAAGAAACUGAGGACAAAGAUGCCAGACAAGUACUAUCUAGUUGCUGACACAGCUUUUCCUCGCAGCACAACACAGAUUUCUGGACGUAUAUGUGCUCCUAUUAAGGCUGGUCAGCAUAUUCCAGGAACAAGAGAAGAUGUGGCAGAGAAGCUGGCAUUUAACCGGGAGCUCCUGUCUUAUUGCCAGACAGCUGAGCUGGUGGGUAUCAACAAGAUUAAGAAUGUGUACAUGAAGGAGUGGACAAGAGGUGUUGAUCAGGAGGAGCUUUGGAGGAGCUUUGAGGAUAUGUUGUUUUCGGACAAUAAAAAAGAUUGCAUCUCACGUUUCCAUAUUGUUGCUAGUUAUGAGUGA